This is a messenger RNA of Chondrus crispus (carragheen), 695 nucleotides long. RefSeq lists its product as hypothetical. The record is from RefSeq and is a predicted model, not a curated record. Lineage: Eukaryota; Rhodophyta; Florideophyceae; Gigartinales; Gigartinaceae. The coding region runs from base 1 to 447 and encodes 148 amino acids. The transcript is spliced from 2 exons.
AUGAAGUGCGUCUUCAAUACCGGGGAGUCAUUUGCGAAAUGCUUCCCGCCUAUCGGAAAGGUAGAGUGUGCACCUUGCAAGAAGGAUUCUGACUGUCAGUCGGGCAAGUGCUUUGGAACCGAAGCGCUCGGAUACAAGUGUGUGCUCAAUACGCAGGCUUCGAUUGAGAAGUGCUUCCCGAAGAAGCCUGAGUGCGCCACCUGCAAGAGGUCUUCUGAAUGCUCUACAGGGAAGUGCUGGGGAACCGAAGCGCUCGGAUAUAAGUGUGUCUUCAAUACAACAGCUUCAAUUGAGAAGUGCUUCCCGAAGAAGCCUGAGUGCGCCACCUGCACGAGGUCUUCUGAAUGCUCUACAGGGAAGUGCUGGGGAACCAGCAAAAUCGGGUACAAGUGCGUGUACGACAACCCAGAAUCUAUAGACAAGUGCUUCCCGAAGUAUCAUCUAUAGACAAGUACUUUCCGAAAAGACCUGAGUGUGCAACUUGCAAGAGCAGUUCCGAAUGCUCCAGCGGCAAAGGCUGGGGUACGGAAGAGAAGGGCUACAAGUGCGUGUACCUUUCUCAUGACUCGAUUCGCAAGUGCUUCCAUUAGACAUGUUUUUUAGAUAUUAGAUACCGAUGUUUAGGCGCAGAAAAUUCCGAAUACGAUAAAGCCAUCUUAUGAGGCAAACACAGCUCCGCUGAUGUUGUCUUUUUU